This is a messenger RNA of Mirounga angustirostris (Northern elephant seal), 1012 nucleotides long. Its product is annotated as uricase. Lineage: Eukaryota; Metazoa; Chordata; Mammalia; Carnivora; Phocidae. Gene Ontology annotation, cellular component: peroxisome. The transcript is spliced from 8 exons. Gene Ontology annotation, biological process: urate catabolic process; purine nucleobase catabolic process. The coding region runs from base 1 to 915 and encodes 304 amino acids. The record is from RefSeq and is a predicted model, not a curated record. Gene Ontology annotation, molecular function: urate oxidase activity.
AUGGCCCAUUACCACAAUGACUAUAAAAAGAAUGAUGAGGUGGAGUUCGUCCGAACUGGCUAUGGGAAGGAUAUGGUAAGAGUUCUUCAUAUUCAGCGAGAUGGAAAAUACCACAACAUUAAAGAGGUGGCAACUUCAGUGCAACUUACUCUGAGCUCCAAAAAAGAUUACGUGCAUGGAGAUAAUUCAGACAUCAUCCCCACAGACACCAUCAAGAACACGGUUCAUGUCUUGGCGAAGUUUAAAGGGAUCAAAAGCAUAGAAACUUUUGCAAUGAACAUCUGUGAGCAUUUUCUUUCUUCUUUCAACCAUGUCAUCCGAGCUCAAGUCUAUGUGGAAGAAGUCCCUUGGAAGCGUUUUGAAAAGAAUGGAGUUAAGCAUGUCCAUGCAUUUAUUCACACUCCCACUGGAACGCAUUUCUGUGAGGUUGAACAGAUGAGGGCUGGACCUCCAGUCAUUCAUUCUGGAAUCAAAGACCUCAAGGUCUUGAAAACGACCCAGUCUGGAUUUGAAGGAUUCAUCAAGGACCAAUUCACCACCCUCCCUGAGGUGAAGGACCGGUGUUUUGCCACCCAAGUAUACUGCAAAUGGCGCUAUCACCAGUGCAGAGACAUGCAUUUUGAUGCUAUCUGGGAUACUGUUCGGGACAUUGUCCUGGAGAAAUUUGCUGGACCCUAUGACAAAGGAGAGUACUCACCCUCUGUCCAGAAGACCCUCUAUGACAUCCAGGUGCACUCUUUGAGCCGGGUUCCUGAGAUAGAAGACAUGGAAAUCAGCCUGCCCAACAUGCACUACUUUAACAUAGACAUGUCCAAAAUGGGACUGAUCAACAAGGAAGAGGUCUUGCUACCAUUGGACAAUCCAUAUGGCAAAAUUACUGGGACGGUCAAGAGGAAACUGGCUUCGAAGCUGUGACAUUGUAGCCACCACCACCGGAAGUCUACUCUCAACUGAGGAAUUCCUUCAGCCUCUUGUGAUGCUGGAAAUCAUAGCAUGUAGCCAUGCAAAUGUU